AAAUAGUGAAGCGAUAUUCCUAUAGUAUACAACAACAGCCUUAUGGAGUAGAAUACUUAUCGCAUAAUUCCUAUACUCUCCUUUUAUCUACGGCGGCAUUGCCAAGCGACGCUCACUUCGCUCAGUCGCGUGAUCAGCAACUCUCGUUUCCAAAGAUGACGGACACCGAUCUCAAGAAACCCGUCACCACCAACGGUGAGUCGGGCCGCCCCGAGUCCGGGGAACAUGCGGCCGACCAGAUGUUGGUAUCACUCGGAUACGCCCCCGAAAUGCAGCGGAACCGGUCUACUCUUCAGGUCGCCUUCAUGUCCUUCGUUCUGGCAGCUAUCCCCUACGGUUUGGCUACGACCAUGUACUACCCCUUAGUCGGAGGUGGUCCGGUCAACAUCAUAUGGGGAUGGGUAGCCGUAUCGCUCAUCAUCAUCUGCGUUGCUGCGUCUCUGGGCGAAAUCACGAGCGUAUAUCCAACUGCGGGCGGCGUUUAUUACCAGACCUUCAUGUUAGCAUCUCCCGAGUGGCGUCGACUUGCGGCCUGGACCUGUGGUUGGCUUUACGUCGUCGGCAACGUUACCAUCACCUUGGCUGUCAACUUCGGAACGACCUUGUUUUUGGUUGGGUGUAUCAAUGUUUUCGAAACCGCCGAUGGCGAGGGAGUGCUCGCGGGCGAGCCCUACCAAGUCUUCCUAAUCUUCUUGGGACUUACGCUCUUGUGUAAUGCCAUUUCGUCUUUGGGAAACAAAUGGCUUCCUAUUCUUGACACUUUCGCCAUUUUCUGGACCUUUGCCGGCGUCCUCGCUCUCAUGGUUUGCGUCUUAGCCAUUGCUAAGAAUGGCCGUCACGAUGCAAAAUGGGUUUUCGGGCAUUUUGAGGCUAACUCUGGUUGGACUCCCGGUUGGUCAUUCGUCGUUGGUCUUCUACAUGCCGCCUACGCCACUUCUUCUACCGGCAUGAUCAUCUCGAUGUGCGAAGAAGUUCAAGCUCCGGCGACGCAGGUACCUAAGGCAAUGGUGUUGACUGUCUGCCUCAACACAAUCGCUGGGUUAAUGUUCAUGAUUCCGUUGGUGUUCGUCCUUCCCGAUAUACAGGACCUCAUCCUCCUCGCGCAGCCGGUCCCGACCAUCGUCAAGAGCGCGGUAGGCAAUUCAGGGGGUGCAUUCGGCUUACUCAUCCCGCUUCUGGUCUUAGCCAUGAUCUGUGGUAUCGGUUGCACAACGGCUACUUCGCGAUGUAUCUACGCUUUUGCUCGGGACGGCGCUAUUCCCGGAUCUAAGUGGUGGAAGGUUAUCGAUCAUAGGCUAGACGACGUGCCGUUAAACGCUAUGAUGUUGAGCAUGGUCGUUCAAAUCAUCUUGGGCGCCAUCUACUUCGGUUCUUCCGCCGCCUUCAACGCUUUCUCUGGAGUGGGAGUGAUCGCUCUCACGGCAUCUUACGCUAUGCCAAUCAUAGUCAGUAUGCUGAAUGGCCGCCGGGUCGUCAGUACCGCUAGUUUCUACUUGGGUUCGUUUGGAUGGUUCUGCAAUAUCGUGGCGACCGCCUGGUCUCUCCUGGCUAUUCCAUUAUUUUGCAUGCCCAGUACCGUUCCGGUUGUCGAUCCUACAACCAUGAACUACGCGUCGGUCGUCUUCGUAGGCUUUGUCGCUAUCUCUGCUGGCUGGUAUGUAGCCUGGGGACGGAAGAAUUACGUUGGGCCGCCGAAGUGAUUUUUUUGCCGAUGUUUGGGAUACCUAUGAAGCGCGGAUAGAACCUCCUCGCUCAUUGGAUGGUUUGCUUGUGUCCUGUUUGAUGCUCCGUGCUCAAUAUUUUGCUGUGAUACCCAAGAAAAUGGAUGGAUUUGUUAUAUACGGACACGGGGCCGUCGUGAUGUGAUAGCCCGCAAGUUGAUACACAAUGCAAGCUCUAGCGAGUGCAGCAUAUUUAUACAUGAAUAACUAUUGCGCCACAACAAGCGACCAAAUAAUUUUAUUGCUUCCAUGGUAUUGGCCAUGUCAAUAAUAUGGCAUUGCGAUCAACCCCUUUUGCAAACUUACCUGCUUAGUCUUUCUCUUAGCUACCACGCGAGCAAUAUUCAUUGAACUUUCUGCGGGUGCUACUUGAAUAAAGGAACAGCGCACGGUCUGGAGAUAUUUGAUUGUAAUAAAUCGAUUCGGCUAGAGAGAAACCCACAUCACGAAAGCCAAAACGAAUGGAACUAAAUCCGCCGUCUUGUCACGUAGGGCGGCGAAGGACCAUGGUUCAGCUCUACUUCUGCUCGUCAGUAAAGCUGCUGUGCUGGUCAG
Molecule: messenger RNA, 2276 nt
Organism: Annulohypoxylon truncatum
Lineage: Eukaryota; Fungi; Ascomycota; Sordariomycetes; Xylariales; Hypoxylaceae
Product: amino acid transporter
Exons: 4
Coding region: 156-1700 (514 amino acids)
Biological process (GO): amino acid transport; transmembrane transport
Cellular component (GO): membrane
Molecular function (GO): transmembrane transporter activity
Source: RefSeq, a predicted model, not a curated record